Hepatospora eriocheir is the source of this 198-nucleotide messenger RNA. The record is from the annotation of a GenBank genome assembly. NCBI's taxonomy places the organism in Eukaryota, Fungi, Microsporidia, Hepatosporidae.
AUGUUUUCGUUAUCAAAUCUUGAAAUUUUUGUAAAAAAUAAUCUUAAAAUUUAUUACAACAAUAACUUAAAUUUGCAUGGUUAUCAACAAUAUCAUAUCUUAAGGGACAGUGUUUACUCAGGCAGAGAAUAUAUGAAAACAGUUAUUAAAGGAGAAUUGUCAAUUGAUGAUCAAGAAUGGAAUGAUAUGUUAAUAUAA